Messenger RNA from Gorilla gorilla gorilla (western lowland gorilla), 9400 nucleotides. RefSeq names its product leucine zipper tumor suppressor family member 3 (gene LZTS3). Bases 5456 to 7567 code for a protein of 703 amino acids. Gene Ontology annotation, cellular component: dendritic spine. Lineage: Eukaryota; Metazoa; Chordata; Mammalia; Primates; Hominidae. The transcript has 5 exons. Gene Ontology annotation, biological process: regulation of dendritic spine morphogenesis. The record is from RefSeq and is a predicted model, not a curated record.
GCAUCCCUCCCGGCUCCGACCUGCCGCCGUGCCUGCUGCACUGCGCGGCAUGUCAGACCUGACCCGGACUGGGUAGGGGGCGCGUCCCGCUGCUAGGGUCCCAAGGGGGAGGGGAGCGGAGAGGAGGCGGAUGAUGUCAUGGAUGCUUCGCCCGGCCUGGGGGGAGGUGGCGGCCAGAGGGGGUGCGGCUCGGAUUAUGUCACCUCUUCCCUCUGCGCCCCGCCCCCCGGGGCCACACGCGUUGGUGGGGAGCCUGGGGAGGUGCGGGCGGGGUUUCCCCCAUCGCAGGGACUCCCAGGUCCUGUGGCCUGUGGCUGGGGUCUCUAUCAGUUGGCUCUGCGGGCCGUGGGCUGCUGGUGAAUGGCGACCCCCCCUCCCACCCCCAGCAGAAGCUCGUGUGUUCGCGCGUGUGUGCGCUCGGGGUGGAGGGGGCGCUCUCGGCCCCCUCAGUCCUGAAACACUGGCUUCAUCAGAGCCAGUAGCUAGGUGAUGGGCCCAUUCCGCCGCCAGUGCUUAGGCCACCGAGGGAGGACGGAUCUCCCCUCACUCAUCCCAACCAAGAAGUUCUGGAUAUCUCUGCACCCCAAAAGCCCUGCAGUGCCCCCAGAUCCCUUUCCUCCCUCAGUCCUGCUUCCUGGAAACCCCUCCCGCUCUCCCUGCCCGGAUUCACUGCCUCUUUACAUUGCCCAUAACUAACAUUCCCACAGGCAUUUGCCCUGCAUUUCCUUGGUGCAGGGCCCAGAGACCCCCAGGAUUCUGCGGUCUGUGCCCCUGGGAAACCUAUAGGCCAGCCCUGGGGAGGCCUCAGAGUGAAAUCUCCCUGGGGUGUCCUCAGCCAAGUGCUCCAAGAUGCCCCCUCUGGGGGGUGGAGAUCAGGGAUGCUGUCCUGAGGCCAGCCUUUGAACUGGUCUAGAAGCAUGUAGGAUGGGCACAGAGAGCUGGCAAGAGCUUGUGUGUGAAGUAGAGAGGGGCUCAGGUCAGGGUAGAUAGAGGAGGGGCAUCAGGAGAGUCCUUGGGGACCCUGCUGCAAGCUCUGCUCUGGUUCUGGGGACCAAGAGGAAUACCAGGCGUUUCACCCAUCAUACAUUUACUUCUUAAAAUGCCUGCAAUGUAGGUGUGAGAACCCGAGGUGAAAUAACCUGCAUGAGGUUGCACCCCUAAUCAGUCGAGCUGGGAUUUACACUUGGAGCUGAUGCUGCCAGAACUCUGUCUACUGCACUUGGCUUGCUCAUGGAAGGAUUUGGACAGAGCAGGGGCAAGAUCAGCUUUGCCCUUUGGAAGGAGUCCCCUGGCAGCUGCCUGGGGGAGGGAGUGCAGGAGAAGAAAGUCCAUUGAGGAGCCCCCAGCAGGGGUGCUGGAUGGAGGGGCUGGCUAGAGAUUUUUAGGAGAUAGAAUGGGCUGGGGUUGGGGCCUCUGAGACCCCAAGUGUUCCUAGCUUUGGGAGAGACACAGGUUGAGGGGUGGGUUGGAGGUACCUGUACGUAUAACUGUCAGGUAGAGUCCGUUUGGCCCCCUCAUGACACUAAUACUGUGUAUAAUGCCCCAGGCACUGAGGGCUGAGGUGACAGAGAUCGAGGCAGUCAGGCAACAGGCUGUCAUCUCAGGGUGGUGCACUGAUGCCAGGAGGCUGCCUUUGCAGACCAUGCUCAGUUACCUGGACUAGUUCAGGACCCUGACCUUUCCUCUCAGUUCAGUUCCUGCUUAUCAGGGAAACAUCCCCUUCCUUGUCCUGCUGGUGUCCUGCUGGGAUUUUUUUUUUUUUUUGAGGGGGUAUCUCACUGUGUUGCCCAGGCUGCUGGAGUGCAGUGGCGCAAUAUCACUGCAACCUCCCCCUCCUGGGUUCAAGCGAUUCUCAUGCCUCAGCCUCCCGAGUAGCUGGGAUUACAGACGCGCACCGCGACGCCCGGCUAUCUGCUGGGAUUUUGUGGAAAGAAGCUGCAGCAGCCAAAGCUUGGGAGAGACAAGGGGCAGGGCAUGCUUGCAAGGGGUUAACCAUGACAGGUUACAAUUACGACAAGAAGCUCUUUAGGCAGUGAGGCUCCAGAGAGAGCUUCUGUGGGUUGAUAGUCAAGCAUUCCCCAGGUAGAGCACGGAGAAAGGAGGCUCAGGACAAUGGUCCUGGGACCUUGUUUCCAUCCACGACUCAAGGCAUCUGAGACUUGCUAGGGACUACACACACUCUAGAGAAACAGUAGGGCAGAGUGGCCUAUGACCAGCCCCAACCUAUGCUCAGGUUGUCCUUUCCCGGAUCUCAGAGAAGGUGUACUACAUGUUUGUAUUGCCCCUUAUAGUUUACAAAGCACCUUCCCAAACAUUAUACCCUGUCACUCAAGGUCAACAUGAUCACUGUUGAGGUUUAUUCCUGCCCAGAUCCAGGUAUCUGGUGCAGUCACCUUGCUAUCCCCUUGCCUAGAUCUUUCAUCUCACUAUUGGCAACUUCCCUCAGCAUAUUAACACACAGGUUUCUACCAUGGUUAAUUUUAAAAUUAAAAAAUCCCUUGAAUCUCAAACCUCCUUAAAUAACUGUCUUCUCUUUUAGCAGGAACUCUGCCAUGUCUUUCUCUGCACUCCUCUAGCCUUGUGGACUGCCUUUGUUUUGUACCACUUUUUUUGUUCUGUUUUGUUUAUUUGUUUGAGAGGGAGUCUUGCUCUGUCACCUAUGCUGGAGUGCAGUGGUGCGAUCUUGGCUCACUGCAACCUCCACCUCCUGGGUUCAAGCCGUUCUCCCGCCUCAGCCUCCUGAGUAGCUGGGAUUACAGGCAUGCACCACCACACCCAGCUAAUUUUUUUGUAUUUUUAGUAGAGGCAGGGUUUCGCCCUGUUGGUCAGGCUGGUCUCGAACUCCUGACCUUAGGGGAUCCACCUGUCUUGGACCUCCCUAAGUGCUAGGAUUACAAGCGUAAGCCACCGCGCCGACCUGUUUUUUGUUUUUUUUUUUUUUUUUUUUUUUGAUGUAGUCUCGCUCUGUCUUCCAGGCUGGAGUGCAGUGGCAUGAUCUCGGCUUACUGCAACUUCUGCCUCCGGGUUCCAGUGAUUCUCCCACCUCAGCCUCCUGAGUAGCGGGAUUACAGGCCCGCACCACCACACCCAGCUAAUUUUUUGUAUUUUUAGUAGAGACGGGGUUUCACCACGUUGGCCAGGCUAGUCUCGAACUCCUGACCUCAAGUGAUUUGCCUGCCUUGGCCUCCCAAAGUGCUGGCAUUACAGGUGUGAGCCACCGCAUCCGGCACUUGUACCACUUUUCUGAAACCAUUCUGACAUAGACAUUGGUGAUGUCUCGAGACCAGCUCCUAAAUCCGCAGCACACUCUCCAACCCCAAUGUUACCUGGCCCUGUUAUUUUUAACACUGGAAACUGUCCCCACAUUCUUGAAUCCCCCCAAUCUUGGCCUUCAGGGCCCACCUUCUCCUGGCCUUCUUCCUGCUCCCAGAAUGCCUUCCAGACUUCUGGGGCUUUGCUCCCUGGCUCAAUGCUGGCCUAUACCCCCAGCACCCUUGAAAACUGAUGAUCUCAAUCUCUCUCCAUCUAGUGCUUUUUUUUUUUUUUUUUUUUUUUUUUUUUUUGAGGAAAGAGUCUCGCUCUGUCACCCAGGCUGGAGUGCAGUGGUGCAAUCACAGCUCACUGCAACCUCUGCCUCCCGGGUUCAAGGGGGUUCUCGUGCCUCAGCCUCCCAAGUACCUGGGAUUACAGGAAUGCAUAUCACACCCAGCUAAUUUUUGUAUUUUUAGUAGAGAUGGGGUUCCACCAAUUUGGCCAGGAUGGUCUUGAACUCUUGGCCUCAAGUAAUCUGCCCACCUUGACCUCCCAAAGUGCUGGGAUUACAGGCAUGAGCCACCUUGCUUGGCCUCCAUUUAGUGCUUGAGAGGUAUCUUCCUCUGGUGUUUCCCAAAGCAACUAUUUUCCCCAAGCAGUCUCCCCCUAUCAUGUUAACAGUGUCACACCCAACCUGGUGCCCAGUCCAGCAUUAUCCCUUGUCCCCACCACCUGACCUCAUCUGUAUGAAAUUUUGCCAGUUCUUUCCCAAACCCUGCCCAGGCCUUCCUACUGGUUCCAAGCCUCAGGCCUUUCAGGCUUCAUCCUCCCAGUCCCCAGCUGCUCCCCACAUUGCACCCAGAGAUGGCAAGAGAAGGGUCCAUGCUUAAGGUAGGAGGGGGUUGCAGGGCUGAGGCAUAGGGGGCUGGAGUAUGCUGGGGAGUAGAGGCAGAGCAGGGACUAGAGUGAGGCCAGAGAGGGACCCAAGGCACAAAGGGAAGGAGGCUGUCACCCUCAGGGCUGUGUACUUGUUGUUUGUGCCCUUCAUUUGUGCCCUACAUGGCUCUCUGUCCUCAUCCUAGUCCUGGCCCUUGCUUAUGGGGACAGACGGGUCCAAGGGAGGAGGGUGGCGAAGUGCUCUUCUCCACACCUGUGGGGACAGAUGCUGAGAAUGGAAUUCUGCAGAGACAGUGGACAGGCUUGGUAGUGAACUCUCCAACAACCUAGAGCUCUCAUUCCCGGUGUGGGGGCCAGAAGACUCCCGAAGGACAACAGUUUUGUCAGGUUCCCUUGGUCUGGGCCAGGGACUCAGCAUUAGAACUGGGCAUCUGGGUAGAAGACGGUCUGUGGGGCCAUAGGGUGCCACGUGGGCCCCUUAACUUGAUAUGGAAGGAGGGCUCCCUGCCUGGUUUAUGCAGGGUGUAGUGGGAAAAGGCCUGAAGGGCGCCCUCUCCCAUUUCCCACACACUUAUUUGAGGGUCUAACCCGAGGCAGACACUGCCUGGUGCUCCUGCCCGGCUGCAUUAUGCAGAUCUCUGGGGCAGGUGUUCCCAGGUGCGAACUUGAGACAAAGGAACGAGGAAGCACGGCCUCCCUGAGCACAGGUAACCCGAGGCCUGGCUCCCCCUGCGCUUGUGGGCCGGCCUUGGGGGAGGGGGACGCGCACCCACAGAAGGGCUCAGAGGGCUUCACGGUAAGCUGAGCAGGGUCAAGGUCCACAGGGAGCGGGAGAGGGUAGUAAUCCAGGAAGUCUUCCUGGUGGCAGUGAAUUCUUUGCGGGGUUCGGCAGGCGCAGGAUCCUUGGGGCCGCUGCAGGGUGCGCGGCCCCUCCCCUCCCCUCCCCCCUCCCACCUGUGGGAAACGCAGGCCCUGAGAGAGGCUCCGUCAGCGCCAGCAGCUGGCGCCACUGCGUCCCCUGCCCCGGCCUCAGCCAGCCCUGGGACCUCUGCGGAGGACUGAUCCCGGGAAGGGGGCCCUGGGAAGACGGGCCCCGGUGCGGCCGAGCUGGGAAGACCUUGGGGAGGGCAGGCCUGCCACCUACUGCAGCCGCGGCCCCCGUCCAUCCGCGAGGGACAGGGUGUGCCCUUGGCGGCGCCCACCCGCGACCCAGAUAGGAGAAAACUGCAGUCCGGGAUGGCUCAGUCGGCCCCUCCAAAGUCGCGCAGCUGGUUCGGGCCGAGCCCCGACUGCGGGAGUGAGGCACAUGGCCCCUGCAGACCAGGCCUCGGAGGGUCCCAGGCUUGAGGACCCGUCGGCCCCUCAACCCCUUGGAAAGUGCCCCCCUGGCUUAGUCAUGGCGAAGCUGGAGACGCUGCCUGUGCGCGCUGACCCAGGGCGGGAUCCUCUCCUGGCCUUUGCUCCACGGCCCUCCGAGCUUGGACCCCCGGACCCCCGCCUGGCCAUGGGCAGCGUGGGCAGUGGGGUGGCCCAUGCCCAGGAGUUUGCAAUGAAAAGCGUGGGUACCCGCACAGGGGGUGGGGGCAGCCAGGGCAGUUUCCCUGGCCCCCGAGGCAGUGGCAGUGGGGCCAGCAGGGAGAGACCGGGCCGCUACCCCUCAGAGGACAAGGGUCUUGCCAACUCCCUCUACCUCAAUGGUGAGCUGCGGGGCAGUGACCACACCGAUGUCUGUGGCAACGUGGUUGGCAGCAGCGGAGGCAGCAGCAGCAGUGGUGGCAGUGACAAAGCCCCACCGCAGUAUCGUGAGCCCAGCCACCCACCCAAGCUCCUGGCCACCUCUGGCAAGCUAGACCAGUGCUCAGAACCACUAGUUCGGCCGUCGGCCUUCAAGCCUGUCGUACCCAAGAAUUUCCACUCCAUGCAGAAUUUGUGCCCCCCGCAGACCAAUGGGACUCCUGAGGGACGGCAGGGCCCUGGUGGCCUCAAAGGCGGACUGGACAAGUCUCGGACCAUGACUCCAGCGGGUGGGAGUGGGAGUGGCCUCUCAGACUCAGGCCGGAACUCCCUCACAAGCCUGCCCACCUACAGCUCCAGCUACAGCCAGCACCUGGCACCCCUCAGUGCCUCCACCAGCCACAUUAACCGCAUUGGCACUGCCAGCUAUGGUAGUGGUAGUGGCGGCAGCAGCGGCGGGGGGUCGGGCUACCAGGACCUGGGGACCUCCGAUAGUGGACGGGCCUCCAGCAAGAGUGGGUCGUCGUCAUCCAUGGGGCGGCCGGGCCACCUGGGCUCUGGGGAGGGCGGAGGUGGAGGCCUGCCUUUCGCGGCCUGCUCACCGCCCUCCCCCAGUGCACUCAUCCAGGAGCUGGAGGAGCGGCUGUGGGAGAAGGAGCAGGAGGUGGCAGCUCUGCGGCGCAGCCUGGAGCAGAGCGAGGCGGCUGUGGCCCAGGUACUGGAGGAGCGGCAGAAGGCGUGGGAGCGGGAGCUGGCCGAGCUGCGGCAGGGCUGCAGCGGGAAGCUACAGCAGGUGGCCCGACGUGCCCAGCGCGCCCAGCAGGGCCUACAGCUGCAGGUGCUGCGGCUGCAGCAGGACAAGAAGCAGCUGCAGGAGGAGGCGGCCCGGCUGAUGCGGCAGCGGGAAGAGCUGGAGGACAAGGUGGCCGCCUGCCAGAAGGAGCAGGCCGACUUCCUGCCCCGGAUAGAGGAAACUAAGUGGGAGGUGUGCCAGAAGGCUGGCGAGAUCUCCCUCCUGAAGCAGCAGCUGAAGGACUCGCAGGCGGAUGUGUCGCAGAAGUUGAGUGAGAUCGUGGGACUGCGCUCGCAGCUGCGGGAGGGCCGGGCUUCGCUGCGGGAGAAGGAGGAGCAGCUGCUCAGCCUGCGGGACUCCUUCAGCAGCAAGCAGGCCAGCCUGGAGCUGGGCGAAGGCGAGCUGCCUGCCGCCUGCCUCAAGCCGGCGCUGACCCCCGUGGACCCGGCCGAGCCACAGGAUGCUCUGGCCACCUGCGAGAGCGACGAGGCUAAGAUGCGCCGUCAGGCCGGGGUGGCCGCUGCCGCCUCCUUGGUUUCCGUGGACGGGGAGGCGGAGGCUGGCGGGGAGAGCGGGACGCGGGCCCUGCGGCGGGAGGUGGGGCGGCUGCAGGCCGAGCUGGCGGCUGAGCGGCGGGCCCGGGAGCGCCAGGGUGCCAGCUUCGCCGAGGAGCGCCGCGUGUGGCUGGAGGAGAAGGAGAAGGUGAUCGAGUACCAGAAGCAGCUGCAGCUGAGCUACGUGGAGAUGUACCAGCGCAACCAGCAGCUGGAGCGCAGGCUGCGGGAGCGCGGGGCCGCAGGGGGUGCAAGCACGCCCACUCCCCAGCAUGGCGAGGAGAAGAAGGCCUGGACCCCCUCCCGCCUCGAGCGCAUUGAGUCCACAGAAAUCUGAUCGACCUGGGCACUCGGCAUUUUGACACAUGUCCUGUCAAAAGGCCAGAGUCCCCAGUGUCCCCUCCCCUCCAUCUCUGUUCCCCAUAGACCCCAUAACCCCAGACCAAAGAGGUUCUCUAAGCAGCUGUGACCAGGUUCCUCCCUCCCCACCUGCCCUCCUAGCUCCAGCACUGCCCCCGUGGCAGCCCACUUGGAACCCCCUAAAAGGAGGGAAUAGGAGGAGGGCAGGGUGAGUGGGGGCAGUCCUAGGUGGUGGGGGAGUCAUGCUCCCUUUCUUGGCACCCCCUUGUUGGAGAUGGAGGCAGCAGACGUGCAGUGCCAUAAGGUGCCCCAGUCCUUCUGGAGGCCUGGGCUGCUACUGUUGGCCACCCUGUGUCUAGUGAUGCUCUCUGUGCUCACCUCCUAGGCCAUGGAGCCUGAGGGGGCCUGCACCGGGUUUGCUGAAACUGACAGAGCCUGGGCUCCAGACCUCUCUCCCUCCUACAGUGCUCUCCCUCCCUGGGCAGAUUGGCAGGACAAGUGGGAGCAGAUGGCCUGCCUUUGGCUGAGAGGGCUACCUGCCCAGCCCCUCCCCCAACAAGAUCUCUUGGGCUCAGGCCUCAGAGCCUGGCCUGGUUGUGAGUGUGUGUCCCUGUGUGUGUGUUGCGGGAGGGGAGGACUGGGGCUGGAAGUCCAGCACCCAGGGAAGAUCUGUCCUCCUGUUCUUGGGAAGCGUUGCCUGACGGCUUCUCGGCUCUACCCUCACCCUUCUGGCCAGGAUCCCGCAGGGCAACAGCCCCCUCUGCUUGGCUGACCCCACACCCAGGGCCACUGUCUGGCUCUAACACAGCUAUUAAGUGCUACCUGCCUCUCAGGCACUCUCCUCGCCCAGUUUCUGAGGUCAGACGAGUGUCUGCGAUGUCUUCCCGUGCUCUAUUCCCCCAGCCUCUUUCCGCUUUCAUGCUCAGCACAUCAUCUUCCUAGGCAGUCUCUUCCCCAAAGUCUCACCUUUUCUUCCAAUAGAAAAUUCCGCUUGACCUUUGGUGCACUGCCCACUUCCUAGCUCCACUGGCCCAAGUCUGAGCCGGAGGCCCUUGUUUUGGGGGCGGGGGGAGAGUUGGAUGUGAUUGCCCUUGAAGAACAAGGCUGACCUGAGAGGUUCCUGGUGCCCUGAGGUGGCUCAGCAUCUGCCCAGGGUAGGCCUGGCAUGAGGGGUUAGGUCAGCCAAUGUCAGCUACUUCUCUUGGGGCCCUCUCAGAGUCUAUCUCCCCAAGACAGGAAGGGAAAAGCAAAUUUCUAAUUCACCAGCAAUAAAAAUUGGAGGAGGCUUGGCCCUCAGCCCUUGUAUUUCUCUCUUUUUCACUCUCUCUUCCUCCCACCCCCAAGACUGAGUUUUGGGGGGCAAGGUGGAGAGAGCUGGCAACUACUGUGAGCAAGUCCCCUAGCCCCUGACCAGCCUCCUCCCAUGACUGGUGACUGUUUAAUGAGCUGUGCAUCCCCCACAAAAACAUGAGUGCCCCUCUGUGUGGCCUCUAACCCUCUGCACAGCCCUUCUGGGUGGUCCUCACCAGGUCUCUGAGCUGGGUGGGAGGCCAUCCUGGCAACCACUGCCCAUUCCAUUCACCCCUCACUGUACCUGCCCUAGAACCUGGGCCUAGUCCACAGGGGCAGGGAGAAGAGAAGGCAUUAGUAAGAAAAAAAUAGAAAAAAAUGUGAACAGACUCAGCUUUGGGACGUCCAACCACAAAAGAAAUUAUAUAUAAAUAUAUAUAAAUAUAUAUCUCUACCAUAUGUGAUGGAAAGACUUUUUGUUUUCCUUUCCCAAAGAAAUAAAAUGGAAAAAGCCUCUUAA